GGGAAUCGUGAAGGUAGCGAAAAUUUUGGAUGACAAAAAUUUUAGUUAAAAACAGACAAAACAGAUUACGAGUAAAAACGCAACAUUAAGAAGGAAAGGAAAAAUUUUCAGGAUCAGCUAAAAUGGUGAAAGGUUUCGGUUGUGGAAGUUCCUCUAUGCACGAUUUUGAGGGUUAAAAAUGCUGAUUUAAGUGUUUAAUAAUUUGAGGUUUAGUAUUGAAGAAUCUGCAGUCCAAUCCGUCAACUCCUCUGUCAACCUCUGAUUUAAUCGUUCUCUGUUUCGAGGUCGUCCUCCUCGCUUCCUCCAUUAGAGAGAGGUAGCUUUUGCGGAUCCGAACAUUACAAGCUACUUGUUGCUGUUCUUUUCACCGUUUUGACUCAAUGAUUGAACCCUAAAAAAGAGCAAUAUGCUGGUUCUGAUAUAGACAGGAGAAUUGUUGGGUUUCUUUCUGUCGCUUCUGCUUCUUCCUCACUUUAAGAUUUCAAGUGAAACUGUUACCAAGUCUCAGUUUGGAUAGUAUAGAGUACGGCCUGACUUCUUGUUUUCCGGUCCAAAUGGGUAUAUAUGAAUCUUUCAAAGAUAAUGGAAAAAUCAUGCAGGAUUUUUCACUGGAAGGGAGUGAAGGUGUAAAGUUGAGUUUCUUUCAGUGUGAUUCCUGAGGACUUGAAGAGUUCAUGUGAGUCACUGAAAAGGGUCUUUUCACUUUGAAGGUUUUUCUGUCUGUCUGCGAAUUCAACUGGAUAGACACAGUUAGCAAUGUCGGUUGUACAUGUUAUUAAAUCCAACCUGGUGGGGGCAGACCAAUAAUGCAAGAAACCUUUUAUUCUUGUUUGUGUUUCUUUUUGACAUGUUUUAAAGCUAUCUACCUCAAUCAUAUUGCUAUGAUGGAGAGGUAUGAGAACUCGGUAAUCGGUUGAGCAAAAGGAAUUUCCAUAGAGUCUUUGGUCCGCGUGUUAAAUGAGUCGAGAACAGAAACGAGGGAAGCCGGACAAGCCCGGCUCUGAUCUGGCCGAGAAGGUUGUUGUUGCCGUCAAGGCGUCCAAGGAGAUUCCUAAGGCUGCUCUUGUCUGGGCUUUGACUCACGUUGUUCAGCCUGGUGAUUGCAUUACUCUGCUUGUUGUCGUCCCUUUACAUAGUUCAGGUAGAAAACUGUGGGGUUUUCCAAGGUUUGCUGGGGACUGUGCCAGUGGUCACCGAAGGUCUAAUUCAGCUUCAAGUCCAGAGCAGAAAAGUGAUCUUACUGAUACCUGCUCCCAGAUGAUUCUGCAGCUCCAUGACGUUUAUGAUCCAAAUAAGAUCAAUGUCAAGAUUAAAAUUGUUUCUGGAUCACCUGGUGGGGCAGUAUCUGCUGAGGCCAAAAGAGCCCAAGCCAGUUGGGUUGUAUUAGACAAGCAGCUUAAGCACGAGGAAAAACGCUGUAUGGAAGAGCUUCAAUGCAACAUUGUGGUUAUGAAACGUUCUCAGGCUAAAGUUCUACGCUUAAAUUUGGUUGGGUUAUCUAAGAAGGAAGCAGAAACUGAGUGCCCGUUACCUGCAGAGCAAGCUGAAAUUUUUGAGAUGAAUGUGAAAGAUAAAAAUGGAUCUUUACAUUCUGUUAGAGGACCAGUUGUAACUCCAACAAGUAGUCCGGAGCUAGGGACCCCAUUUACUGCUACUGAAGCAGGUACCUCAUCAGUAUCAAGCUCAGAUCCAGGCACUUCACCUUUUUUCAUCUCAGAAGUCAAUGGAGACCUUAAGAAAAAUGAAUCAUUAGUGACUAAGGAAAAUCAUGAUACUGAUGAAUCCAGUUCAGAUACAGACAAUGAAAACUUAUCUAUAUCUUCGGGAAGUUUGAGGUUCCAGCCAUGGAUAUCAAAAUAUCUCAAUGCUCUUCAUCAAUCCUCCCCACAGAGAGAGGAAAGUUCACGGAGAACUAAUGACAAGAUUAGUGUAUCAGCGACAAAAGCUUUGUUAGAGAAGUUCUCAAAACUUGAUAGGGAAACUGGAAUGGGAAUGUCAAACCAUAGGAGUGAUCUGGAGUUCAGCGGAAAUGUUAGAGAAGCAAUUUCUCUAUCCAGAAAUGCACCUCCUGGCCCCCCUCCCUUGUGUUCAAUAUGCCAACACAAGGCACCUGUAUUUGGAAAACCUCCAAGGUGGUUUACCUACGCUGAGUUGGAGCUUGCUACUGGUGGAUUUUCACAAGCUAAUUUCUUGGCAGAAGGUGGGUUUGGUUCUGUUCACAGAGGAGUACUACCAGAUGGGCAAGCAGUUGCUGUUAAGCAACACAAAUUGGCUAGUUCUCAGGGAGAUCUAGAAUUUUGCUCAGAAGUGGAAGUUCUGAGCUGUGCCCAACACAGAAAUGUUGUCAUGUUGAUAGGAUUUGUAUUGAGGACAGAAGAAGAUACUAGUCUAUGAUACAUAUGCAAUGGUCACUGGACUCUCUCUCUAUGGAUUUCUCUUCCUUCUUGGAAUUUAUGGUGCACGAUGCAGAGGNNNUGCUGUGGGUGCCGCUCGAGGUUGAGAUAUCUUCAUGAAGAGUGCCGAGUGGGUUGCAUCGUACACCGUGACAUGCGGCCAAACAACAUUCUUGUCACCCAUGAUUUUGAACCUCUGGUUGGAGAUUUUGGUCUUGCAAGGUGGCAACCUGAUGGAGAUACUGGUGUUGAAACCAGAGUAAUUGGGACAUUUGGGUAUUUGGCUCCAGAGUACGCUCAAAGCGGCCAAAUCACAGAAAAAGCUGAUGUUUAUUCAUUUGGGGUGGUGUUAGUUGAGCUUGUUACAGGAAGAAAAGCAGUGGACCUUUCCCGACCCAAAGGCCAGCAAUGUCUCACUGAAUGGGCACGUCCACUACUGGAGGAGGGUGCUAUAGAAGAAUUGGUUGAUCCAAGGCUUGAGAAUGAGUAUUCAGGGCACGAGGUUUAUUGCAUGCUUCAGGCAGCCUCAUUAUGCAUACGGCGAGAUCCCCACGCCAGGCCUCGCAUGUCACAGGUGCUUCGCAUACUCGAAGGUGACAUGAUAAUGGAUGUGAAUUACCCAUCAACGCCUGGGUACGAUGCGGGCAAUCGGAGUGGGCGGAUUUGGGCAGAUCAGCAACAACAGCAACAACAACAACAUUACAGUGGUCCUCUUUUAAAUGAGGCAAUAGAAGGGUUCAGUGGGAAACUUUCUUUGGAGGCAACAAGGCCAGUUUUCAGAGAAAGGGACAAGAGCAGGGCAUCGCACAAGAGUGGUCCAUGAAAGAACUAACUAAUCAUCCAUUAAGGGCAUGAUAAAAGUACGUAGUGUUCCCCCUUAGGUGAUCCUUUAUUGUUUUGUAAUAAUUUUUUUCUUUCCAAGUCCAUCUAUAUUUUUGCUCAUGUAUAGUAGGUAAAAUUGUGAUUGAUGAUAAUUAGGUCUUCAUACUUCUUUGGAAAGGGAAUGGCAACUCCAGAACUACGAUGAAUAUUUGCAUUUUUUGUUAAUUUGAAUAUCGAGCAAAAGGGGUGGAAGUUAUGAAGUUA
Carica papaya (papaya) is the source of this 3479-nucleotide messenger RNA. Lineage: Eukaryota; Viridiplantae; Streptophyta; Magnoliopsida; Brassicales; Caricaceae. The record is from RefSeq and is a predicted model, not a curated record.